GGCUAUGGCUGCCAGAUGUCUUUGUGGCUUAUCUUAGAAGUAUUAGCGUUAAGCUGGUAUCAACGUUUCUGACGCUUAUCACUCUCACCACCCUCGAACGAAGUCAAUAAGUGUGUUACGUCGCAGUGUUACAGACUUCGUGUGACAGUGCCAAUAAAAGAACUGACAUUUUAAGUUUAUCCGACACAACAGUGUUAUGCUCUUUUAUAUUAUGAGAGAUCUGUUGCAUAUUUGUUGUGAGACGAGCCAAGUGAGUAGGGGCAAGUCAAAGUGAAUAUCUGAUUUUGUGAAUUCUGUAUGGUGCUGAAAUCAUGUCGGUGCACCAUUAUGUACAAAAUGGACUCGGCCCUCCUCAGCCGCCUCCAAGAAGACGACACUCAUCAGCAAGCAGGCAGCGAGAAGUUGCAUUGUCCAGGAUAUCACAAAGACGAUCUGUGUGUUUGCCAUUACCCGAGACGCCUGUAGAGCCAACAACUAAACUGAGACUGAGAGUAAUAGCUGGGCACCAUUUAGCAAAGAAAGACAUAUUUGGAGCCAGUGAUCCUUAUGUUAGAAUAGAUCUCAAUACUGUCAAUGGAGAUGAAACUAUUGAUUCGGUACUUACAAAAACGAAGAAGAAAACGUUAAAUCCACAAUGGAAUGAAGAAUUUGUAUUUCGUGUGAAACCAGCUGAACACAAACUGGUGUUACAAGUGUUUGAUGAAAAUCGUUUGACACGGGAUGAUUUUUUGGGAAUGGUGGAGGUGAAUUUAUUAAAUCUUCCAAAAGAACAGGAAGGGCGAACAAUUCCACCAAAACAGUACACCCUGUUGCCGCGAAGGUUAGAUAAAUUUGCAAGAUCCCGAGUCAAAGGCCAUUUGGAACUCUAUAUUGCAUAUAUCAGAGAGCCGGGCAUACCAAAUACUGCACCGUCCCCUGCUGGUCAGGAAGUGAUGGGAACACCUCAGUCAGGCACUGCACCAACUGCAGAGCCAGAUGGUGAUUGGGAGAUGGUGGAUUCAGAAAACUCUGUGUCAGCACCAACUGAAACACCUGCCCAGGUAACUAUGAUGCCUUCCCGUCCAGCCCCACCGCGGCCUCCUCCUCCACCACCUAGAAGAUCACGUCCACCAUCUUUCCGGCGGCAAGACUCAGAGUGGGAAGUACUUGAGGCUGGUAGACCAGUUCAGCAGUCGGUACUCUCGCAGAACUCGGAACAACUGCCUCCCCUGCCAGCAGGAUGGGAAGAACGCCAGGAUGCUAAUGGUCGCACCUAUUACGUAAAUCACAUUGCUCGUUCAACUCAGUGGGAACGACCCACCUUCACAAAUUUGGGUGUUUGCACUGACCAGAAUGUACGAGAACGAAGUUUGGAGUCUGCUGCUACGGAAUUUCAGCGUCGGUUUCACAUUAGUGUAGAUGAUGUAGAUUCCAACCGUAGAGAGAUCAACACAUCAUUGCAUCAGAACAGUGAGCCAAUUCCUGAAGCUCCUAGUCCGGCAGCAUCUCCCAGGGAAUCGCAAACGUCAUCACCGUCUGAACAGCGUGUUUCUGUGACUAGUGCAAAUCAAACAAAUACAAUUAAUGCAGAAGGCUUACCUGUAGGCUGGUCUAUGCAGGUGGCACCCAAUGGUCGUGUGUUUUUCAUUGACCACAAUGAACGCUCUACAACGUGGGUUGAUCCAAGAACAGGUAGAGCGAGUCCUAUGCCUAAUCAGACAGCUCCACCAGUCAGAAAACCAGAGGAUGAGCUGGGCCCUCUGCCAGAGGGGUGGGAAGAGCGUGUUCAUACUGAUGGCCGGAUAUUUUUCAUAGAUCACAAUACGCGUACCACACAAUGGGAAGAUCCAAGAUUAUCAAAUCCUCAAAUAGCUGGGCCAGCAGUUCCUUAUUCUCGGGAUUACAAAAGAAAAUAUGAAUAUAUGAAAUCCCAGCUUAGAAAACCGAAUAAUGUUCCGAAUAAGUUUGAAAUUAAAGUAAGACGACAGAAUAUUUUAGAAGAUUCAUAUCGUAUCAUCAGCAGUGUCAAUAGACUAGAUUUGCUGAAAACAAAACUGUGGGUGGAAUUUGAAGGUGAAGUUGGUUUGGAUUAUGGUGGUUUAGCAAGAGAAUGGUUUUUUCUCUUGUCAAAGGAAAUGUUCAACCCUUAUUAUGGUUUAUUUGAAUAUUCUGCAAUGGACAACUAUACUCUCCAGAUCAAUCCAUUUUCAGGUUUAUGCAAUGAAGAACAUUUGAAUUAUUUUAGAUUUAUUGGCCGAAUUGCAGGAAUGGCUGUGUAUCAUGGUAAAUUGCUUGAUGCCUUUUUUAUCCGUCCAUUUUAUAAAAUGAUGUUGAAUAAGCCAAUUGACUUGAAGGACAUGGAGAGUGUUGAUUCAGAGUAUUACAAUUCACUUUUAUGGAUUAAAGAAAAUGAUCCAAGUGAAUUAGAACUGACAUUUUGUGUUGAUGAGGAAAGUUUUGGCCACUUUUCACAGCGUGAACUGAAACCUGAUGGAGCAAACAUUCCUGUUACAAAUGAAAAUAAAGAUGAAUAUAUUAGCCUUGUCAUACAGUGGAGGUUUGUUUCAAGAGUCCAAGAGCAAAUGAAUGCAUUUUUGAAUGGAUUUGAAGGUUUGGUACCUUUGCCAUUAGUGAAAAUAUUUGAUGAACAUGAACUGGAAUUGCUGAUGUGUGGAAUACAAAACAUUGAUGUGAAAGACUGGAAACAAAAUACUCUUUACAAGGGUGACUACCACCCAAAUCAUAUAACAGUGCAGUGGUUCUGGAGGGUGGUGCUGUCUUUUAAUAAUGAAAUGAGAGCAAGACUUUUACAGUUUGUAACUGGUACAUCCCGUGUUCCAAUGAAUGGAUUUAAAGAGUUGUAUGGAAGUAAUGGUCCACAGUUAUUCACUAUAGAAAAAUGGGGCACACCUGAAAAUUACCCACGUGCACAUACAUGUUUUAAUCGUUUGGACCUGCCGCCUUAUGAAAGCUAUCAGCAGCUGAGAGAAAAAUUAAUCAAAGCAAUUGAAGGGUCACAAGGCUUCGCUGGAGUUGAUUAAAAAUGUCAUAUGUAGUUGGGUGAUCAAGCAGUGUAUGAUACUGUACAUAAUAUAUUUUAAAUCAUUCACAUUUUCCUGAAAAUCCAGUACAUCAAGACAAGUAGAUUUGUACAGCAACAAAAUUUGUUAUCUCACCUAAUUGUGGUGUGAAAUUUCUUUUGUGCUUUUUAAAUGUAAAUAUUUGUGACAUUUUCUUUAGUUUUUAAUGUGUACAUACUGCAUAUGAGAUGUGCCAGAGUUGUUAUAUGAACCUGUAAUUUACAAAUUCAGCUUUAUUACUCAUAAUUUGACUGAAAAUAAGGUAUUUUAAUACAUUUCCAGAGACGACAUUUUGUAGUAAAUGGCUAAUGACCUGUUUAGUAGUUAAUCUGAGGGUUUAUAUCAUCUUGAAAAAUGGAUAUAUCAAGAAAUAGGUAUAUACAGAAUUUUUGAUUGCAUAAUACCAGGCAUCAAUAUUUUAUGAAUCUUUUAAUGCAAGUUGACCUCCCUCAUGUUUCAUCUUGUAAACUUUAAUUUUUUAAGAAAAGGUAAAAAAAUCAGGGUAUUUGUAAAAAAAAGUGUAAAAAUAGUGAAUAUAAUUUUUAGUAAGUUUUCCUGGUUUUCUUUUAUUCACUUUUGCUCAGUUUUUGAAGCAGAAAAACCAAAAACAAGGCUGUGACAUGUUUUAUUAUAUGUGAAUAUGAGACAUCUGUACAAUAUAUUAUCAAACGUAGAAAGCAUCAUGAAAUUUAUAUAUAAACUUUCCUCCUGUCACUAUUCCCACCACCAUCACAUCAAAGUAUUUGAAUUCUAAUAACAUUAAAAAAUGUAGAACUAGUUAAGUAGUAUGACACAUUUGUUAUUGAGGUCUUUCACUGUGUCAUAUGUCCUUUUCAGCUGGUACCUGCGUAACAAAUGCAGAAUGUUUAGAUUAUGAGCUUAAAGCAUUUAUUAAUCUACUGAAUUAAAGAACAGAUAAUACUCUAAAAAUUAAAAUAAACAGUAAAUGACUCAUGAAUUCUCAUAAUUUUUUCUGAUGGCUGUAUUUUAAGAGAGAAGAAAUAACUUCACAUUAAGUACUGUAAAAGUGAGUAGCAAUUUACCCUCAGAUUAACUUACGUUCUGCAUAGUAGUGUCUUAAAUACCAUAGUGGAUGUGCUAUUAUGGUUACAAACUGUGAUGACUAAUGGUGAUAUUUUAUUGGAUCCCUUUUACUUCAUUAUUGACUUCUUGAAUGUCUGUUCCUAUCUGAAAUUUGAAUGACAGACACACACAUGGUGUUUUGUGUAUAUGUCUUUCAUAGCAAUACAAUAGAAUUCUGAUGCCACAGUUCUAACUUAUCAUAUGGUUUGUUGUUUCACUGUAUUGUUUGUAUUUAUUCCCAUAUUGCUCAAAUGUAUUAUCAGACACAAAGGGACAAGUUACUAUUUUAAACAUCUUUGCCAGAAGGUAUAACAACAUAUGUUUAGGUUAAAUAUCGGUGAUCUGUGUUAAUGGGGUUCCAGUUUUCUUGUGUUCUCUCCAUUUCUUCCACUUCAAACGAAUAUAAGUACUUAAAAUUUUAAACACAUCUUACCUAAAUGCAUAAACAAGCAGGACUGGUUGCUCCUGUAUAAGGCAGCUUAAGUUUUACUUUUUAAUUUAUAUUAAAGCAGGGAAAACAUCAAAAGUUUGUCAGCCCAUAAUUAACUACCAAAGCAUCUGAUUGAUACUAUCAUCACUACUAACAAAAGUUCAGUUCUUUAAUUAAUUCUCAAUUCAUUGAAGAGAAUAAAUGCAAAAUAUAAUAUGGGUUACAUGUAUUACAUGCAACUGAACACAGCUGUUAACAUUUUGUGCACUCUUUGCAACCAAUUCUAAUCUCCAAAAUAUCUUAUCUGUCACAUCACGCUUUGUGAAAGCACUAAAAGUGAAUUCCUGUGAGAAAAACAGUUAAUCACAACACAUUUUGUCAUAAAAACACAAUUUUGUGUGUCCUUGCAUGUCAUUAAAGUGAAUAUAUCCCAGGAAAUAGUUUGAUUGGAUAGUGAAUUUGUGUUCCAUCCAUUGCAUCAAUGAUUUGGGAAAACUGAAGCAUCCUCAAGAAAAAGAUGUCAGUGGUUGAGGAGGAAAAAGUAACUCUUGGAAGAGUUGACGUUGUGCACUUUUGUUUGUAAGAAAAAAGAAUUGGUAGCAUUAAGACAGACUGAAGUAAAUUCUGUAUGUUCCUGAAGUGAAGUGUGUUUCUCAUAACAACAUUAAAAACACAUUAUUUUUUGGCAUACAUUAGUUUACAGAAAUCUUUGAGUUUCCUCUGUCAAUGUUUUCUGCUAUUUUUGGUCAUGUUUUUCUUGAAAAUAGUAAUUAGUUUAUCAUGAAAAGUGUUAUUUCAGCUGAUUCUGUUAAGCUGAAAACUCCACAAGAAUUAUUAUACCAUUCCAGUUGUGCACCCCCCUUGUUUAUGACAUUGUUUUCUAGACUGUAUUUCUUUGCAAACCUGUACAUCUCGAUUACAAAGAUAUUGUUUUAAUUCUGUGUCAACAAUCUACACUACAAAUAUUGUGAUCAAAAUAUACACUCAGUGUAAUGUUUGAAUUCUUUUAUGAAUCAUUACUUUGUAAUGUCAAUAAAUCUGAUGAAAAUA
Messenger RNA from Schistocerca serialis cubense, 5622 nucleotides. It is a transcript of the gene Nedd4, whose product is annotated as E3 ubiquitin-protein ligase Nedd-4. The coding region runs from base 312 to 3020 and encodes 902 amino acids. The transcript has 18 exons. The record is from RefSeq and is a predicted model, not a curated record. NCBI's taxonomy places the organism in Eukaryota, Metazoa, Arthropoda, Insecta, Orthoptera, Acrididae. Gene Ontology annotation, molecular function: ubiquitin protein ligase activity; sodium channel inhibitor activity; protein binding. Gene Ontology annotation, biological process: regulation of dendrite morphogenesis; ubiquitin-dependent protein catabolic process.